AUGAUCGUGUUGGUGGAUGGCCAGACCCGAGCAACCUGGCCAAUCCGCUCUAAGUCAGGCGCUAACAUCCUGCCGGAGAGCAUCGACCAGUGCAAGGGCUACAGCGCAUUCGCGUACCUGGUUCUUGUCCCUCCCUGUUACGUGCUGUCAGAGGCUGCUAUGCUUGUGGCUUCGGAUGAGAGCCAUCUGAAGGAUUACCUGAACAGCAACGCAGACAAGAUGUCGCGCUCCCUCGCCGUGUCCAAGGUCGUCGUGAAUGCUAGGGAGAUCGAGUUCGACAGUUUGGUUAAGGACGGCGCCAUAUCCAUCUACGCCACACGCCAAGCACGCCCGCGUACACUCUGGAGACGCCCAGUCCAGCAACUCUUCAGGAUGCCCAAGGAUAUGGUGCUGAUCUCGCUCGGCAAUCAGGACAUCAAGCACGAGUUUGCGGAGGGAGCUCGGAUCCUGCAGGAGCUGGUUUCGAUGUGA
This is a messenger RNA of Phytophthora infestans T30-4, 471 nucleotides long. RefSeq lists its product as uncharacterized. The coding region runs from base 1 to 471 and encodes 156 amino acids. The record is from RefSeq and is a predicted model, not a curated record. Gene Ontology annotation, molecular function: ATP binding. Lineage: Eukaryota; Oomycota; Peronosporomycetes; Peronosporales; Peronosporaceae. The transcript is spliced from 3 exons.